CCGGCCCGACUGCCCGAGGCGACACGCACACCUGGAAGCAUCUGGAGGCGUGGCACCGCAGCCGCAGCCAGCCAGAACAGCCGUCGCCCGAACUGACCAGCCGUCACCCCGCGACACCAACGCACCUGGCGGCGGAGCGCCGACGAGAGCGGGCGGGCGGUCGAUCGGGAGGGCAGGCGAGAUCGAGGAGGCGCUGCCGAUGGACCCGUCCGACGUCGAGAUGGAGGAGUCCGCGGAGCAUCCGCCCCAGCCAACAACGCCGCCGCCGCCGCAGCCUCAGCCGGCGGCCACGGGAGAAGGGUGGAGCAUGCUGACCCGCGCCCGUGCGCUUCUCCAGGAGGGCCAGCCGUCCCUCGCUCUGCAGGCGAUACUCUUGGCCAUAAGAUCCCAAGGUGGUGAACUGGCUCUCAUGCAGACGCUGAACCGUGCACGUGAACUCUACAGGCAGAGAUCGCAGCCCAGUCCUAAUGUUGACGAGCUCACUUCUUUGCUCGCCCAAUGUGCCAUAGCAGAGGCUCAGUCAUCAAGCACCAAUCCGCAAGCAUCUGGUUCUGACCCUAUCGCGAUGUUGGAUUCUGAUGAGGCCUGCAUACUUGCUGAGUGUGGAAGGAAGCAGAUUAUCUUGGAUGCCUUCAACGACGGCAGCAGCUUCAUUUGCUUGAAAUGUGGUGGGCUAUUUAGCACGUCACGAAAAGAUGAGCACUUGGCCUACUGGUGUGGGGCUGCAUGAUCCUGGUGAUAACUUCUUGCUACUGUAUAUCGGUGGUUGCCCCAGACGUUGGUCAUGAUGCCGGUGAUAUUUGUAAAACCCGCUCUCUUUUCCGAUUACCGUAUCUUUACGAAGAUGCCAGAGAUACAUAUUCUGUUCACUGGAGAAAAUACAUAGCCAAUGCAGAGCAUUAUGAACUAAAGUCACCGCUUCCUUGUAUUGUACUGUGGUCUUAUGGCGCCUUUUUGGUGGCGGUAAAUCUAGCUAUGAUGUGGCAUUGUCCUUGGUUAUUCUCUCAAGGUGUCAUCAAAUCCUCAUAGUUUGGUGAGGACAAUUUUUUGCGUUCAUCAUUUGCUAACUGAUGAUGUGUCCCUUUUAGCUAUGAUUUGCUGAUUCAAACACCCCUAGGUGGUAUCCAUGAGCAGAUCUGUAAGAUACGCCAAUGUUGUCACUACCUGCUACCGUACUUUUAGUAUGGUUUCUUUA
This is a messenger RNA of Brachypodium distachyon (stiff brome), 1195 nucleotides long. RefSeq lists its product as uncharacterized. Lineage: Eukaryota; Viridiplantae; Streptophyta; Magnoliopsida; Poales; Poaceae. The record is from RefSeq and is a predicted model, not a curated record. The transcript has 2 exons. Bases 200 to 730 code for a protein of 176 amino acids.